ACAGUAGGGGGAGCUGUGGCUGACGACACCCAGCCGCCCAUCACUCUGCACCCCAGCGUGUCCCCCAUCAAACCUCACUUGGACACAAAAUUAAUCUUCACUUCCUCUCACUGCCUCUCUGCGCCGGGCGAGGGGUCCCUGGGUAACCAGCCGCCUACACUCUGAGACUUACUUUUUGCAUCUGCAGACAGCUGGUAUCUCCUGCACCGCUAACUUCCUCUCCUGACUCUCCCCAGACUCCAGCUCCAACUCCGCUCCUACAGCCCCGCUAGCCAGGCGGCAUGAAGUUGGAGCCGGGGCUGAGCAGCGACCCGCAGCUGCAGUUCGUGGUGGCGACGGAGAAGGAGUUUGAGGAGAUCCUGGCCAUGUCGAAGGGCAUCUACGGGGGCCUGGAUUAUCUCCCCAGCCGCUACCAUGCCUGGAUCCGCGAGCCCAACCGCACCGUGGUGCUGGCCAAGAAAAACGGAGUAGUGAUCGGGCUGCAGUCAGUCUGCGUGGUGGAUGCCGGGGAGACGGCGCUGGUGGAGGGGCUGCGUGUGGCGCCCUGGGAGCGGGGCAAGGGCGUGGCCGGCGUCCUGCAGCGGUUCUGCACCGAGCUGGUCAAGGAGCAGCACCCCGGGGUCAAGGUGUCGCGGCUGACGCGGGACGACAAGCUGGGCCCCAAGGACUUCAAGAAAUACCGGCUGAUCACCAAGCAGGGCAUCCUGCUGGUGCGGUUCAACGCGGCGGAGCUGCUGGCCCGGCUGGACACGGCCGUGGCCCAGCUGCGGGCGGGCGGCUUCCAGCCGCUGCCCACGGAGGCGCUGGAGCCGGGCGAGGUGCGGGGCCUGGUGCUGAGCCCGGCCUUCCAGAGCGAGGUCCUGCCCAACCGCACCAUCAUCCAGGACUGGCAGCCCUACAAGCCCAGCGAGCCCAACCUGGCCCUGCUGCAGCAGAAGCAGCUGCACUGGGUGGUGGAUUGCAAGGCCCGGCCCACGGCCGCCUCCCUCUGCACCCAGCCCUUCCCCAUCCCGCUGGGCGAGGACUGGGUCUACCUCAACAUCGACGCCUUCGGCCGCCACCCCGCCCAGCUCAAGAGCCAGCUGCUGCACCACCUGCGGGCCCGCCUGCCCGCCCUGCGGGGCAACGUCAUGUGCCAGCUCUUCCUGGAGCCCGGCCUCUGGGGGGAGCUGGCCGAGUUCUGCCGGGCCGGCCUGCGGCUGGAGCUGGCCAAGGGCUACACCGAGCAGUACCUGCUGGAGGCGGAUAUCUAGGGAGCUGGGGGGCAGGGGGAUACUCCCCCCCCCACUUCCUGGCCCUGCAGAAGCACUUUCUGAGCCUUGUUUCUCAUCCCUCCCCAACCCGUUCCUGGCCCCCUAGAGGAACUCCCCUAGGAGACGUGACCCCCCCCACCCGCUUGGCAAGCCCUAGCGAUGGUCGAUAGAGCUGAGCAACGGUCGGCAUGGCGAUGGAACCUAGUGAUGCAACAGAGCCCAGUGAUGGUUGACGGAGCCUAGCAACAAUUGACAUGGUGCCAGGCCCCAGAUGGUUGACAUGAUGAUGGAGCCCAGUGAUGGUUGAUGGAACCUAGCAACAGUUGACAUGGCAACGGAGUCCAGUGAUGGUUGAUGUAGCCUAGCAACAGUUGACAUGGAUACAGAGCCUGGUGAGGGUUGGCAUGGCGAUGGAACCCACUGAUAGUUGAUGGACCAUAGCAACUCUUGACACGAUGACAGAGCCCAGUGAUGAUUGAUGAAGCCUAGCAACAGUUGACAUGGUGAUGGAGCCCAGUGAUGGUUGUCAUGGCGACAGAGCGCAGUGAUGGUUGAUGGAACCUAGCAACAGUUAACACAGUGCCAGGGCCCAGUGAUGGUUGGCUUGACAAUGGAGCCCAGUGAUUGUUGAUGGAGCCUAGCAACAGUUGACAUGGUGACAGAGCCCAGUGAUGGUUGAUGGAGCGUAGCAACAGUUGACAUGGUGACAGAGCCCAGUGAUGGUUGAUGGAGCCUAGUAACAGUUGACAUGGUGACGGAGCCCAGUGAUGGUUGAUGGUGCCCAGCAACAGUUGACACGGUAACAGAGCCCGGUGAUGGUUGAUGGAGCCUAGUAACAGUUGACAUGGUGACGGAGCCCAGUGAUGGUUGAUGGUGCCCAGCAACAGUUGACACGGUAACAGAGCCCGGUGAUGGUUGGCAUGACAAUGGAGCCCAGUGACGGUUGAUGGAGCCUAGCAACAGUUGACACAGUGACGAAGCCCAGUGACGGUUGAUGGAGCCUAGCAACAGUUGACACGGUGACGGAGCCCAGUGAUGGUUGAUGGAGCCUAGCAACAGUUGACACGGUGACAGAGCCCAGUGAUGGUUGAUGGAGCCUAGCAACAGUUGACACGGUGACGGAGCCCAUUGAUGGCUGAUGGAGCUGAGCAAGAGUUGAUGUGAGAAUGGAGCCUAGUGACGGUUGGCAUGGCAACAGAUCCCAGUGAUGGUUGAUGGAGCCUAGCAACAGUUAACAUGACAACAGUGCCCUGCAGUGGUUGACAGACCCUCCCACAGGCUGCUGGAUCCCUGAGAUGGUCGCCAUGCCGACGGAGCCCUAGCAAUGGCUGCUGGAAACCCAUGUGCAGGGCUCAGCUCUCCCCUCCCCCUAAAAAACCCGCCUGGAAGCCAGGCCUAGAACCCCCCCCCCCCCAGUGAUGCCUCUAAACUGAGUAACGUGCAAUAUAGAGUCUCGUAAACGGAGAUAUAUUUAUAAAGUCGCCUGCAACAUGAAUCCUUCCCCCUCAUCGUGCCAUUAGAGCCCCCCCCAGCGCUAGAGCCCAUCCCCCCCAUCCCGCCGCUGGAUCGCCGCCCCCCCCCGGCACUACACACUAAACCCUCCCCACCGCCAGCGCAUUUCCUCUCCCUGCCCCGCCCCGGGGAGGUCAGGAGCAGGGAUCCUGCCUCCCUCCCUUGGGGCAUUAACUUGUGGGGUGCCCCUCCCACCCGCUUUGCCUUUGCUCUCCCAGGCUGGGCUGAGCCCACUGUGUUAUUAACGCUAGUCUCUGAUCCAGGUUAGAUCAGCGAUCCCCCCACCCCAACUCCGGGGCUGAACAGAAUGGGGGGGGGGCUGGGGGCCCUGGUUUCUUACCCCCCAAGCUGUGAUUCCCUCCCCCCAUCCCAUGUGGCAAUAAACCCC
Molecule: messenger RNA, 3153 nt
Organism: Mauremys reevesii (Reeves's turtle)
Lineage: Eukaryota; Metazoa; Chordata; Testudines; Geoemydidae
Gene: NAT16
Product: N-acetyltransferase 16 (putative)
Exons: 4
Coding region: 282-1253 (323 amino acids)
Molecular function (GO): acyltransferase activity, transferring groups other than amino-acyl groups
Source: RefSeq, a predicted model, not a curated record